AUGAGAAUUUUUCUCCUUCUCCCCUUGCUUGGGUUGGCAGUCUGGUUUACAAGUGCCACCCAAGUGGAACUAUAUAAAAGGAUAAUUGGAGGAAGGGACUGCAAUCCUGAUGAAGCACAGUACCAGGUGUUCUUGAAUGAUGGUCCUGUUGUUCGUGAUGAUGUUGAUGCUUGUGGAGGAUCCCUGCUGUCUUCCAAGUGGAUCCUCACUGCAGCACACUGCAAUUUUAAAGAUCUGAAGCUGUACAUUGGCAUCCGUAACACUGAUGACAUAAAAAAUAAUAAUGUUCAGCCUGUUGAGGUCGAAAGAAAAAUACAACAUCCAAAAUAUAAUGCAAAAAAAUUUCUCAAUGACAUCAUGCUGAUCAAGCUGAAGAAUGAUGUUCCAAAUCCAAAAACUGUAAAACUACCAGCUAUAUGUGACCACUACCCUGAGGUUAAUGUUCCAACAAAGAGAGACCUUCUUGUCGCUGGCUGGGGAAGUCUUGGAGAGAAAAAAGUCCCCAAGUUCCCUGCUAAGCUCCAAUGUGCAGAAAUCCGACAUGCAGUGUGUCCAAACAUUGACCCAAAAAUCAUUGCUGAUGCCUUUUGUGCUGGAGGUGAAAGGAAGAACGUAGGAUGUGGUGAUUCUGGUGGAGGUGUGGUGCGUACAGCGAGAAAUGAGGUGUAUGGAGUGGUCAAAGCUGGCUGUAGUGACCAGGAUCCUAGUGUAUUCACAAGCGUGUGCUCCCAUUUGGACUGGAUUAAAAAAGAGACCAAGCUGUAACAGCAAUAAUAAAUAAAAUGAUCAGAGAUCAGCACUAAGAGCAAACUGAAUCUCAGCCUCCUCUUUUGUCCCUCAGUAGUAUGU
This is a messenger RNA of Megalops cyprinoides (Indo-Pacific tarpon), 849 nucleotides long. RefSeq names its product cationic trypsin-like. The transcript is spliced from 5 exons. The record is from RefSeq and is a predicted model, not a curated record. Lineage: Eukaryota; Metazoa; Chordata; Actinopteri; Elopiformes; Megalopidae. Gene Ontology annotation, biological process: proteolysis. Gene Ontology annotation, molecular function: serine-type endopeptidase activity. Bases 1 to 765 code for a protein of 254 amino acids.